AUUUCUUUGGCGUGUUCUUGUCGGUUGUCGUCUCGUGUCGUGUGGUGAAGAAAUCCGCAGUUUUAUAAAACUAAGUAAUUUGAUAAAUUAAUUGGUUCCUUAAGCAUAAUCAAAAGUAAAAAUUAAAUAUUUUGGUUGAUCACAACAAUACGAUAAAUUUGUUGCAUAUACCUACCUAUGGUAAAAUAUCCAGCAAGAAUUUAAAAUGUCCAACAGCCAUCUAUUUUUGAAAUCAGCUUUUCCACGUGCUCCACUACAGAAUGGAUUAGGAAGAUUUGUUCCUCAAAUGCAAAGGAUCACAUUGAAAUUUUGCAAAAACAAUGGAUCAAGUAGGGGCAUGAGGGAUUUCAUUGAAAAUGACUUAAUUGAUUUUGCAAAAAAUAAUCCUGGAACUGUGGUAUAUGUAAAGCCUAGGCGACAUAGAACCCCAGUGAUGGUUGCCGAAUAUUUAAAUGGAGAAAGAGAAUGGGUUAAUUGUCGAAAUAAUUCCCGCGAUGAAAUAAAUAAAUGGGUGAAUUUAUUAAAAACCCAAAAUGGUCCAUCUAGUUCAAUUCGUUUGAGAAAAAUGUGGCACACAGAUAAUCCAUCAAUUCAAGGUCCUUGGACACCUUUUACUUUAAGACAUCCAGUUCAAAAUCUAAUGCAGUUUCCAAAUAAAGAUUUAGCUCGACCUUUAGAUGUUGAAAAAUCGGCUACGGAACGGGUUAUUGAAUUAAUGGAAAAGCAAAAAAUUAAUUAAAAUAAGAAUUCAAUACAAAAUUUAUAAUUUAGGCAUAAGAACUAUUAGAAAAUAUAUAGUAUAAAUAAUUUGAAUUCUUUGAAUUAAUUUCUGAAGUUAUUAUUUUAUUAUCUGGAUAAGUCUAAUUCAUUUAUAAAGUACUUAUGAUAUUAAAAAAUAUGAUUGUACAUAUUUUCCUAAUUGCAUAAUUUUAUAUAUUCUUCUGGUAGGUGCCUAAAUAAAUUUAAUCUUGUUUAGUUAA
Molecule: messenger RNA, 980 nt
Organism: Condylostylus longicornis
Lineage: Eukaryota; Metazoa; Arthropoda; Insecta; Diptera; Dolichopodidae
Gene: mRpL43
Product: 39S ribosomal protein L43, mitochondrial
Exons: 2
Coding region: 206-739 (177 amino acids)
Biological process (GO): mitochondrial translation
Cellular component (GO): mitochondrial large ribosomal subunit
Molecular function (GO): structural constituent of ribosome
Source: RefSeq, a predicted model, not a curated record